AUGCACGAUCCGUUUCCUAUUCCUCGCAUCGAAUGGCUGAGCAAUGCCGUGCAGCCUUUCGCUGACUAUACCGGGCUCACGACGCUGCCAUUCCAUAUCCACGAGGUGGUCAUCUCGUUCCUAGGAUAUUAUUUCAUCAAUAUCGCCUUCGCGCCGUGGAUUUCGAGGAAGCUGGUCCCGACUAAAUAUGCGAAGCUCACUCCAGAAAGGAAGAUCAACUGGGAUGUACAUGUGGUGUCGUUGUGCCAGAGUACGGUGAUCAAUGCCCUCGCCCUGUGGGUGAUGUAUGCCGAUGAGGACAGGAAGAAUAUGGAUUGGAAGGAGAGGGUUUGGGGGUAUACGGGGGGCGCGGGCAUGAUUCAGGGGAUGGCGACGGGGUAUUUUCUUUGGGAUUUGGUGGUUACGCUGCAGAAUGUUAAGCUGUUUGGCCUUGGUAUGCUGGCGCAUGCUUUGAGUGCUCUCUUGGUCUUCUCUUUUGGCUUCAGACCCUUUGUCAAUUUCUACGGAUGCACAUUCAUCCUCUACGAACUCUCCUCCCCCUUCCUCAAUUUCCACUGGUUCUUCGACAAACUCGACAUGACCGGCUCCAAACCCCAGCUUUAUAACGGUAUCGCCCUCCUCGCAACCUUCUUCUCCUGCCGUCUCGUCUGGGGCACCUACCAAUCCGUCCGCGUCUACCAAGACGUCUGGAAAGCAGUCCACCACCAACCCCUCGGCAACACCAUCGCCAUCGACGCCCUCAACAACGGCACCGCCGCCGGCUACGAAGCCGCACAUGGCAAAAGCGCAGCACCAAUCCACAACAGCGUCAUGCAAUUCGCUGGUCCAGAAUUCGUGCCUCUCUGGCUCGCAUUCACAUACCUCGGCAGCAACAUCGUGCUCAACACACUCAACUUCUACUGGUUCGGCAAGAUGAUCGAGACGGUGCGGAAGCGAUUCCAGCCUCCCAAGGAGGAGCGACGGAAAGCAAAGAUGUCGGCGUCGAAGAGUACGGGGGUCAAUGGGACGGUCAAGGUGGAUCUUGAUUCCACUGAGGUGCGAAGACGGAAUGUGGAGAAGGAUGAUACUAUUGAGGGGGUUCAUGCGUAG
This is a messenger RNA of Glarea lozoyensis ATCC 20868, 1089 nucleotides long. RefSeq lists its product as uncharacterized. Gene Ontology annotation, cellular component: endoplasmic reticulum; membrane. The coding region runs from base 1 to 1089 and encodes 362 amino acids. Gene Ontology annotation, biological process: lipid homeostasis. The transcript has 2 exons. NCBI's taxonomy places the organism in Eukaryota, Fungi, Ascomycota, Leotiomycetes, Helotiales, Helotiaceae. The record is from RefSeq and is a predicted model, not a curated record.